This is a messenger RNA of Ricinus communis (castor bean), 1047 nucleotides long. RefSeq names its product E3 ubiquitin-protein ligase SIRP1. Gene Ontology annotation, molecular function: ubiquitin protein ligase activity. Bases 1 to 1047 code for a protein of 348 amino acids. Gene Ontology annotation, cellular component: cytoplasm. The transcript has a single exon. The record is from RefSeq and is a predicted model, not a curated record. Gene Ontology annotation, biological process: protein ubiquitination. NCBI's taxonomy places the organism in Eukaryota, Viridiplantae, Streptophyta, Magnoliopsida, Malpighiales, Euphorbiaceae.
AUGGGGGAUGAAAUGGUGGAUCGAUACUGGUGUCACAUGUGCUCUAGGAUGGUGACCCCAGUAAUGGAGGCUGAAAUUAAAUGCCCAUUAUGUGAAAAUGGGUUUGUGGAAGAGAUAGGCAGCACAAGAGAUCUCAAUAACAAUGGCAUUGAUUUUGUAUCAGAACGUGCAUUCUCUAUGUGGGCCCCAAUCUUGCUUGGUUUAAUGGGUGGUUUAGGCCCUGUUCGUGCACGCAUUACAGCUCAAGAGCAUGAUAGCAGCAACAAUGCACAAGAAGAAAGGGAGGAACUUGAGAGGGAAUUUGAAUCAUUAUUUAGGAGGAGGAGAAGAAACCCUGCUUCAAUCCUUAGUAUGCUUCAAGGUUCAGAGAACUUUGAAAAUAAUGGGGAGAGUAAUGGUAAUAAUAACAAUAACAAUAAUGUGAUUUUGGUAAAUCCUUUCAAUCAAGAGGCCUUAAUUCUUCAAGGUUCUUUUGAUGCAAGCCAGCCUGAAAAUCCAAUUAGAAAUAUGAGAAGUUCUUUCCGGGACUACCUCAUAGGACCUGGUUUGGAUUUAUUGCUACAACAUUUGGCAGAGAAUGAUCCUAACCGCUAUGGAACCCUUCCAGCACAGAAAGAAGCUGUUAAAGCAAUGCCGACCAUUGCCGUUGAGCAGAACGCAGAAUGUUCAGUAUGCUUGGAGGAGUUUGAGAUUGGAGGCGAGGCAAAAGAGAUGCCAUGUAAACAUAAAUUCCACAGUGCUUGUAUUCUUCCUUGGCUGGAACUUCAUAGUUCUUGCCCAGUUUGCAGGUUCCAAAUGCCCUGUGAUAAUUCCAAGAUUGAGGCCAAUAGCUUGAGAAGCAAUGAUGGAAGAACGAUAGAGAAUAAUGCUGCUAGGAUGAACGAUAGCUGGGGAGACGUUGGGGAGCAAACAGACAAUGGGAGAAGGUUUUGGGUCCCUGUCCCAUGGCCUUAUGAUGGCUUGUUUUCUUUGUCAGCAUCCCAAAGUGAUGGGAACUCUACUUCAGCGACCUUAACAGGAAGUUCCUCUCAUACAGAUGAAACUUGA